UCCUUAUUUGAAUAUCCCUUUCCCAUCUUCCAGAAAAUUCUCUCUAAGGAUAUAUAGAGCCGAGGAGAGUCGUGCCUUUAUGCUACCCACCGGACACACCUGAUCGGAGAGACCCUGCGAAUCUGUGCCAGAAUGAAAAUCGCAGACAUGAAAACAUCUCAAGGUAUCCAUAAGUGAAGUUAAUUUAUGUUAUGCCAUAAAUGUGAAACCAUAGAGAUGCAGAAAACAUCUCUCUGUAAAAAGAAACAGGAUGCCAGUGCAGCUGGUUAUUCAAACCUUCAGGCUAUGUAUCUGAUAGAAUGAGGAAAGCAGAGAAGGAAGCUGUGAAAGAAUCGCAGACUUUGGUAACUGAAAAAGUAAUUUAUUUAUUUAACCGACGGCAUACCAGUUUGCAUUAAUUGUAGUUCAUCCAGAAAAGUGCGAGGCAUCAUAUUUCACCCUUCAAUCAAAGAGAAACAUGACUCUAAGGGGCCGCCGCUCCAGCUGAACCCCUCAUUGCUGCUGACGUGGCACCGAUCAUAGCUGCUUCUGUCUGGAGACUUUCCAGAGCUUCUCUGUGGGCUGAACCAGCCCUGCCGCCAGUUUCCUCCCUCACUCCAAAGUGCAAAUUUUCCACUGAAGCUUAAUUGCUUCCUGCUCAUUUUUCAGGUUUCUCAACAGUUUUCAUGAUUUUCUUGUUAUUGGAAUACAACAUUUCACAGUAAAACUUGUUAUCGAUAGGUUCCACAAGUAUUCCAACACAUCGACUUCACACAUUUCACAGUUUUAGCAGAUAGACUAACUUUGAUCAGUUUUUUUUCUUGUUGGAAUUGUAAGCAGAGCUCCCUUACGAACCAAGAGCCCAGUUCAAUCUUAUUUUAAUGCUCUGAAGAAUCAGAGCAUUAAAAAAAUAGUGAAAUUGUGAAAUUUAGUGUGAUAUCAAAUGUGUUUUCUAACUUACAUUUGGUUACCUUUAACCUUCUCCUUGUUUCUUCUGUUGCUUGCAGUUUGUCACACUCAAAGUAAAACAGGAUGUGGAUGACCAGAGCUGUCCUUCUCUGUUUGCUGGCCUUCGUGGCCUCUGCAGAAGACAAGAAGCUGAGCAGCCAUGCUAACACACUAGCUGACAACAGUGCCAACUUGGCCUUCAGCUUGUACCACAAGAUGGCUCAGGACAAAAAUACAGAGAACAUUGUUGUUUCUCCUGUUGUUGUGGCGUCCUCUCUGGGGCUGGUUGCCCUCGGUGGUAAGGCCUCCACUGCCUCCCAGGUGAAAACUGUCCUCAGUGCUGACAAACUCAAGGACGAGCACCUGCAUGCAGGCCUGUCAGAGCUCCUCUCUGAGGUGAGUAAUCAAAAGACCCGAAACUCCACCUGGAAGAUCAACAACCGCCUCUACGGCCCCAGCUCUGUCUCCUUCGCCGAUGACUUUGUGAAGACCAGCAAGAAGCAUUACAACUAUGACCACUCAAAAAUCAACUUCAGGGACAAGCGGAGCGCAGUGAACUCCAUCAAUGAGUGGGCAGCUAAGUCAACGGACGGCAAGCUGCCGGAGAUCACCAAGGACGUGCAGAACCCAGACGGAGCCAUGAUUGUCAACGCCAUGUUUUUCAAGCCUCACUGGGAUGAGAGAUUCCAUGAAAAGAUGGUUGACAACCGUGGUUUUCUGGUUACCCGCUCCUUCACUGUUGGAGUUCCUAUGAUGCAUCGCACAGGUCUCUAUGACUUCUAUGAGGACAAAGAGAACAAUCUCUACAUCCUGAACAUGCCUCUGGGCAAAAAGGAGGCCUCCAUGAUCCUUAUCAUGCCCUACCAUCUGGAGCCCCUGGAUCGACUGGAGAAACUGCUGACGAAGAAGCAGGUAGACACAUGGCUGGGCAAGAUGGAGAACAGGGCCGUGGCACUUUCCCUUCCCAAGAUCUCAUUGGAAGUCAGUCACAACCUUCAGAAAUAUUUAGCUGAGUUGGGCCUCACUGAAGCGGUGGACAAAUCCAAAGCAGACCUCUCGAACAUCUCAGGGAAGAAGGACCUCUACCUCUCUAACGUCUUCCAUGCUUCUGCCCUGGAGCUGGACGUGGACGGAAACCCUUAUGACACAAGCAUCUUCGGCACAGACAAGCUGAAGAACCCUAGGCUCUUCUAUGUAGACCACCCCUUCAUCUUCCUGGUGAAAGACAACAAGACCAACUCUAUCCUGUACAUCGGCAGAGUUGUUAGACCCAAAGGGGAUAAAAUGCGUGAUGAGCUAUAAUGAUAGGGUUGUGAAUCAUGUUAGAUUUAAUAUUUGUGAAUUUCUGUCAGGAAACUGUAUGUAUGAGUGUGUGGAUGUGUUUUUAUUGGCAUGAUUGUUACCUCAAGAGCACAUUCCAAUACACAAUCUGUGGACUGGAUAUCUAAGUACAAUUUUUGACACUUUGAGCUUAGGAUGGCAAAACACACAAUGAUCAGCAUCAGUUGGCUAAAAAAGGCAACAUACUUAUAUUAAGUGUGACGAUUUUUAUUUUCAAAUUUCCAAACCUGUUUUGCCACUGAUGGUGUUACCACGUUCCCUGUGCUUUUUCUUGCAUUAUCUUUAAUGUUUAAAGAAAAAAAAAAGAUCUUUGCACAACUUUUGAUUUGCAGUUGUCAUUCAUUUCUUUAUUUUGCCGCCAUCUUGCACUGAAAGGUGGCCAUAUAUGGUGCUGUAUUCAUGAUCAUUUUCCAGCAAUACCCAGUCAUCGUGUCAUUGUAGGUAUUUCCACAAGAAGCUGUUGGAAUAGUGUGACUAUAUAUUAAUUUGUUGGUGUUUUUUUUUUUUUUUUUUU
This is a messenger RNA of Poeciliopsis prolifica (blackstripe livebearer), 2782 nucleotides long. It is a transcript of the gene serpinh1b, whose product is annotated as serpin peptidase inhibitor, clade H (heat shock protein 47), member 1b. Gene Ontology annotation, molecular function: serine-type endopeptidase inhibitor activity. The record is from RefSeq and is a predicted model, not a curated record. NCBI's taxonomy places the organism in Eukaryota, Metazoa, Chordata, Actinopteri, Cyprinodontiformes, Poeciliidae. Gene Ontology annotation, biological process: collagen fibril organization; negative regulation of endopeptidase activity. The coding region runs from base 1012 to 2229 and encodes 405 amino acids. The transcript is spliced from 7 exons. Gene Ontology annotation, cellular component: endoplasmic reticulum.